Molecule: messenger RNA, 1084 nt
Organism: Brassica rapa (field mustard)
Lineage: Eukaryota; Viridiplantae; Streptophyta; Magnoliopsida; Brassicales; Brassicaceae
Product: ras-related protein RABA2b
Molecular function (GO): GTPase activity; GTP binding
Source: RefSeq, a predicted model, not a curated record
GAGAGACACAAAAAAAUAAAAAAAAAAAAAUCUAAUUAAAAGAGUGUUUCCGUUUUCAUCGCAACGUAUAGGGAAGAGAGGAGAGACGCGAGGAAACAGAAAGGGAAAACACAACAAAAAAAAUAAUUCCAUUAUCGAUCCUUUCAGCUUUGUUCUCAAAGGGUUGAUCGGAAGCGCUAGGCUUUGUGAGGAAGACAAAUGGCGAAUCGAAUAGACCAUGAGUACGAUUACUUGUUCAAGAUCGUCCUCAUCGGCGACUCCGGUGUCGGCAAAUCCAACAUCCUCUCCAGAUUCACCCGAAACGAGUUCUGCCUCGAAUCCAAAUCCACCAUCGGCGUUGAAUUCGCCACCAGGACUCUACAGGUUGAAGGCAAAACAGUGAAGGCUCAGAUUUGGGACACGGCAGGGCAAGAGCGUUACCGAGCCAUCACGAGCGCGUACUACAGAGGAGCCGUCGGUGCUCUCCUCGUCUACGACAUCACCAAGAGACAGACCUUCGAGAACGUCCUGAGGUGGCUACGCGAGCUCAGGGACCAUGCCGAUUCCAACAUUGUGAUCAUGAUGGCUGGGAACAAAUCAGAUCUAAACCACCUGAGAUCCGUUGCCGACGAAGAUGGUCGGUCUCUAGCUGAGAAGGAAGGUUUGUCGUUUCUCGAGACGUCUGCUUUGGAGGCGAGUAACAUCGAGAAAGCGUUUCAGACGAUUUUAUCUGAGAUUUAUCAUAUCAUAAGCAAGAAGGCGUUGGCGGCGCAAGAAGCUGCGGGUAAUCUUCAGGUUCCGGGGCAAGGUACUGCCAUUAACAUAACGGAUUCGUCUGUGGCUAAGAGUAAAGGAUGCUGUUCUACCUAGUAAUGACUAAUCAAAUUAGUCACACGUUUCAUUUCAUGAAACUCUCUCUUUUGAUCUUUUUAACAUUUUUUUUUUUUGGUUAUUGGCUUAAUUUCAGCAAGUAUAGCGUAUAGCUUUUUGCUUCCAAGUCUAUUUUAUUUUUUGGAUUUAUGUUACAGAUUGAAGCUUGUUUAGCUGUAUUGAAACUGUGAUCAUUCCACAGUAUUUCCCAGAAAGGAAGAUCUUUGUUUCUUUA